AUGCCAUCUGCUACUGGAAACAAGCGCGUCCGAGGCGUUUCGGUGUUCCGUCCAUUCAUUUUUGGCAGCGAAGCGCAACUCUUCGACCCCGAGAAAAAGCCGGCCAAUGCCCCUGUCGACCACACCCACCAAUGGCGCGUGUUUGUCAAGGGCAUCAACGGCGAGGACAUCUCCUACUGGCUGAAGAAGGUCCAGUUCAAGCUCCACGAAACGUAUGCGCAGAACGUACGCACGAUCGAGCAGCCUCCAUUCGAGGUCGUCGAGACCGGCUGGGGAGAAUUCGAGAUCCAGAUCAAACUCUACUUUGUGCCCGAGUCGAACGAGAAGCCGCAGACGCUGUGGCACAGCCUGAAACUGCAUCCGUAUGGGCCAGAUGCUGAGGGAAUGAAGGAGCGCCGCGAGGUGGUGGUUAGCCAGAACUAUGAGGAGAUCCUUUUCAACGAGCCGGUAGAGCCAUUCUACGAAGUCCUCACCGGAGGCUCUGCGGCAGGCCAGUUGGCGAGAGGGAAGGGGAAGAAUGCCAAACAGGGCGGGCAGGGCCGAACGGCGCAGAUUCCAUUGAAUGACGGCCCCAAAAAUGCGUACAGUCGUACGACCGAGAACAAGGAGCUCGAUCGCAUGGCCGAGGCGACCAAAACGGUUGAGCAGAUGAUCAAAGAGGAAAAAGAACGCUUGGUUGCGCGCGAAAAGACCUUGGCUGAGCUUCGUGAAAGUGAGGGUGUUCCUGCUACGACCAAGAAGAGAUGA
Messenger RNA from Penicillium alfredii, 747 nucleotides. It is a transcript of the gene yaf9, whose product is annotated as YEATS domain-containing protein YAF9. The record is from RefSeq and is a predicted model, not a curated record. The transcript is spliced from 3 exons. Gene Ontology annotation, biological process: regulation of DNA-templated transcription. Bases 1 to 747 code for a protein of 248 amino acids. NCBI's taxonomy places the organism in Eukaryota, Fungi, Ascomycota, Eurotiomycetes, Eurotiales, Aspergillaceae.